AGUAGUAUUAUGUAGUUUUAUUUAGAUUUAUACUUACUUUUAUUUCUUUUUAUUUUAUUUUGUGUAAAUAGAGAUAGUAGACCAAAAAUUUUUUAUUCUCUUGUAAGUACUUGUCCUUCGGUAUAAAGCAAAGAAUAUGAAUAAUUCAACGGGAAGUAUACUCUCAAGAGUUGUUGAAACACGUCGAAAAGGUAAGAAAGUUCACCACACAGAAGAAAAUGGAACUGAUGAUGAACACAAAAAGAAAGAGACGAGAGAACUAAAUAAACGACAAAUAAGACAAAAGACAUUAGUCAAGCUAUAUUCGCAAUUUAGGAAAGCGAAAUCAAGGAGCUUAAGAAAGCUACAAAAAUUGGUACAACUGAAAGAAUGGGAAAGAUAUACUUCUUGCAGCAAACUGCCAAUUCCUGAACAGCCAAUGAACGUACGAAAACACUAUUUAUGUUGGUGUGACCAAUCAAAAUAUGCUAACAUCGAACAAGUGGAUAAGGAUCUCUCUCUGUAUCUACCCCUUUUUAAACUUGCAGAUGAUAUUUCGGAUAUACCUUUAAGACCGUACACAGGUAUUGUCACAAGUUUAAGAGAAAUAAUAGAAGAGUGGAAAUCUGAAUUUUGCAAAAAAAUUGAUUACGCGUGCUUUUUAUUAAUCAAAGAGAUUGCAAAACAUUUUGACCAUAUAAACUUUUAUACAAGAAAUUAUGUUAGAAAUUUUGAGAAUUUCAACAUUGGUAUGUGGUCUUUGCUUAACGUACCAAUGAAAUCAGACUGUCGCAGGCCGACUCCAGUAAUUCACUUUCCCAAUUUGAAAGUGACUGUGAGCCUCCCAGUACCUUAUAAUCUCAAACCAAUUGUUCUUAGAGUCAUUUAUAUUAAUUUUGAUUUUUUUAGUAAUUCAUCAAAAUCAAAAUAUAAGCCAGAACAUGUGAAACCACUCGAUCUUGCACAAGAGCUUCAGAGAAUCCAUCUAUUGCAAGAUGAGAUUUACAAAGAAAUUUCUGAAAUUGAGAAAGGAAAAAGUGAAUCAUUACCAUCUGAAAAAGUACUCUCACAUACCGAAUUUGAUAGUAGAGCCUCGGUAGUGUCAGAUGCAAAUACUUCAUUAUUUAAACAGAUAUUCCAAUCGAAAGAUAGUUUGUUUUCAAUGGAACAGUAUUCAUUAAGAUCAAAUUCUAUAAGACCUGGUCCACAUAAAAUGAGAUCGACUGUUAGUUAUGGUAAAUAUGAUAGCGAUUCAUUAUAUUCUGUAGAAACAAGCAAGAAGGGUGCUCUACCUUGGGAGAGCAAAAUAGAAGGCAAAACAGGGAGAAAAAUGUCAAAAAAUCCUAAUAGGUUCAGUAGUGACAAAACAUACAGUAUGAUAUUUGAAAAUUCUGAUUACAGUGUUGUACAUACUAAAGAAGAUAAAAGAUUUGAACGAUGGUCAUGCACAGAUCUAGAUCUUUUAGCUUGGCAAGACCCAGAGAUGGUGGUAACAAGAUCUUUGACUUUCAUGGACCUCUUAUUUAAUUCAGAAGAUAAACAAGAUGAAGCGAUCCUGAAAGACUUCAGAACCAUUCGAGAUCUUGUUAAAGAAAGUGACAAUGCUGUCACACUAACAGCUCAGGCCAAACAGGAAAUGUUUUCAGCUACUCAUAUUUUUGCUCAGCGUGAAGAGGAACGCUACCAACAAAUUGUUAAUUCACUCACAAUCAAAUUAGAACCAAAAGAGGUCAAUUUAAGAAAAUAUCACUCAUUCUGUGGUGUAUACUAUAUUGAAUUAUUUCAACAUGCAGAAGACAUCUGUAUGUUACAAGUAGGAAAUUUUGUUCAAAGUCAAGUUGGCCCGUAUACACUGAAAAGAGAAAAUUUCUUUUGUGCAGUCGAAAGUUCUAAUGAUGUCGGUUCUUAUUUUGAACAAAAAGAUAAUUAUUUUCAUCUAAGGGAUGUUAGAGAAUAUCAAAUAAGUGAUGUUGAAGUUAAAUAUGAAGAAGAGCAAGAAAAAGACUUUUACGAUGAUGAUGAGGAGUAUGAGAAUGAAAUAAAUAAAGAAAAAUGUGUCCUAGUUAAAAUUUCCCUUAGACAAGAUGUAUUUUGGUUUAUGAAGCCACAACCAGCAAUCUGGGACAGGGAGAAAAAUAUCUGGUCAACUGAACAUGUUCAUGAAGUAACACAUGAUAGACUGCGUUACAUAGUGGAGUUUAAAUUAGGAAAAUUGGGUCCUAUUACAAUGUUUACUUUACGUUUCCACGAACUUCCUUAUAAAAACUGGACACUCACGCCAUGUGAGGAAGAAGAAACAAAACUGAUUCUAGUAGGUCAACAUUUAAAAUAUGAAUUUAAAAUAUCCGAUGACAAAAUAUGUUUAAACAAUAUAGAGGGUUAUUCAACACACUUGUUAGAAGGGAUAGUAGGACAAAUGCUUAAUUUAAGUGAUCUUGUAGAAAAAAUGAGAAAGAUUGGUUUAGAUGUGUUCCCUGAAGAUGACACAUUUCUCUAUGUUAAACAAUGUGCUUUGAAACCGUUAGCCCUAGAAAGUCAUAUUUAUUUCACAAUGGCACUAUACUCAAAAAGCGUUGAGUUUACAGCUUCGAGUACAAAUCUGUCAAUUGGGCACAAUAGUAUCUCAUUACAAUGUCGUUUGUACGAACCUUCCAGUCCACAUCACUUAUAUACUCUCAAAGCGGACAUUUUACAGUGUGAUCUGAUAAUGAUGUCAGAUGAAAGAGGUUCAAUAUCGAGCAUGAGCACAAAUUUGGGUUUUCAACCCGAUGUCCAUUCAACGUUAAUGAUUCUUUAUGGUAAAAACACUCUGCAAGAGAUCAAUGAUUUAGCAAAACUCUAUGUUAUUUAUGAACUUCUCCAGAAGACAAAAAUCCUCACAUAUUCAGGCAACCAAUGAAAUUAUUUUUAUAGCAGUUAGUGAUAUUCUUGCAUCCCUGAGGAUCAUUUCACAUUCACAUGUUUCAUGGGGGUUCAUAUAUUUGAAGUAUUCUUCCAACUAGCAAAUGUCAUUAGAAGUUAACAACUUCUAAUAUGACAAAUUGAUGAAAGACCCAAGAAGAUGACAACAGAAAGAGAUAGUAUUAAAAUACAUUCUAUUUUUUAUUUUAUUUUCUAUAUUGAAAAAAAAUAUUUAAAAAAUUCGCUAUAA
Molecule: messenger RNA, 3130 nt
Organism: Cimex lectularius (bed bug)
Lineage: Eukaryota; Metazoa; Arthropoda; Insecta; Hemiptera; Cimicidae
Exons: 1
Coding region: 137-2878 (913 amino acids)
Cellular component (GO): axoneme
Molecular function (GO): beta-tubulin binding; microtubule binding
Source: RefSeq, a predicted model, not a curated record